Ictalurus punctatus (channel catfish) is the source of this 1150-nucleotide messenger RNA. Its product is annotated as genetic suppressor element 1. The transcript has 6 exons. The record is from RefSeq and is a predicted model, not a curated record. NCBI's taxonomy places the organism in Eukaryota, Metazoa, Chordata, Actinopteri, Siluriformes, Ictaluridae. Bases 51 to 1073 code for a protein of 340 amino acids.
ACACACACAUACACACACGCAAGCACACACACACGCACAUACACGCACACAUGCACACCAGGCUCACUAGAGAAACCCCAUCUCUCAUCAGAGUGUCAGACUUUGGUCUUUGUGCCAUGCGGAACCGCCUUCCCUCUCUACAAAUUGCAACUUUCGAAAGUGAAGAAAGACCACCUGGUUUAACACACCGGCUGCCCCUCGCUGGUCUGAUGGACUGCCACUGGGGAGUGUGGACACCACGGCUACUCGGCAUGAGCCAUGAGCCAAAGUCGCCAUCGUUAGGAAUGAUCUCCACGGCAACACGCACCACGGCUACCGUCAGCCCUCUCACCCCCUCCCCCAUCAGCGGCACGGUUCUGGCCAAUGGGAACACCGCUUCCCAGUCCGCUCACUCUGGAUUUGCCGCUGCUCUCCGCAAACUGGCCAAGCAGGCGGAGGAACCCAGGGGCCCUACCUCUGUCAGCGGUGAAUCAUCUCCUGUUUCCUCUCCAGCCACCAAUCACAGCUCUCCGGUGGGCACGCCCAAGCGGGGUCCACUAGUGUCGGGGCCGGGUCUUGGGGCUCCUUCUGCCGUCCACAGUGUGUCGAGUACGCCACCCGUGGUCACCAUCGCUCCUACAAAAACAGUCAAUGGCAUGUGGAGGAGUGAAGGCAGACAGGCUGAGGCCACACUGAGAGGGCCUGCUCGAGAGCGGCUGCCCUCAGACCCUCCUCCUCCUCCUCCGACCCAGGAGAAGACAGUCUCCUCUCUUCCCCCUCACCUCAUGGGGCCGCCUUACCCUUUUGGCCUGAACCCCAGUGCAGUAAUGCAGGAUCCUCGUCUACAAGCCCUUAAUUUAUCACGUCAGAUGCCUCAUGUUCUGCAGUCAGGGGCUGUACCAGUUGGUGCAGUGUCUUUGGGGGCGGUGCCAGAGGAAUACCUGCGCAGUGGGUUCCGCCCCUAUAGUUCUGAGGACUUGAGACUAACUUCACUCCCGUUAGGGCUGGACCCCGGGUACUUUCGCUCAGGAUAUCUAGCCUACCCUGCCCUAUCUUCAUACAGGGGAGGCAGAGAGCUGGGGUUAAUGAAGUGAGGCUACAGAGAUAGUGAUGCAGCAGCAGGAGCCACUAAUGAGCUGUUCUGUUCCCCUCUUUCCCCCCGCCGCUGGGC